GGAAGAGUGGUACUGUGAGGAUGUGCUACCCGGGCGUCCUCUCAGUCCUGUGGCUACUCUGUGUCACACUGCUGGUCUGUCUGCUGUUCUGGCUCAGAAAGAAAGGUCAAGGUGGUGAUGACCUCUCGGCCUCUGAAUGUGACAGCGAGACUUCCUCAAGCUCUGAUCAAGCGGGGGAUGCUGCCGGCUUCAGCUCCAGGACCAUGGCACAACAGGCUCCAACUGACCCCACCAAGAUGGGAGAGGGUCGGGCCAUUGCCGUGCUGACCUCAGGAGGCGAUGCCCAGGGUAUGAAUGCAGCUGUGAGGGCCACAGUUCGAGUGGGAAUUUACACUGGAGCCAAGGUGUUCUUUGUCCACGAGGGUUACCAGGGCCUGGUGGAUGGAGGAGACCAUAUCCGUCCUGCUACUUGGGAGAGUGUGUCAAUGAUGCUACAGCUGGGUGGGACUGUGAUCGGUAGCGCCCGCUGUCAGGAUUUCCGCACCAAGGAGGGACGCACCAAGGCUGCUUUCAACUUAGUUAAGCUUGGCAUCACCAACCUGUGUGUGAUUGGAGGUGAUGGCAGUCUGACAGGUGCCAACCAGUUCAGGACAGAGUGGAGAGAGCUGCUGGCAGACUUGGUCAAAGCUGGUAAGAUCACAGCAAAUGAGGCCAAGGGUUCCUCCCAUCUCAACAUCGUUGGCAUGGUGGGCUCUAUUGACAACGACUUCUGUGGCACCGACAUGACCAUUGGGACAGACUCUGCUCUGCAUCGCAUCAUAGAGAUAGUGGACGCCAUCACUACCACAGCUCAGAGUCACCAGAGGACCUUCAUCUUGGAGGUAAUGGGCAGGCAUUGUGGUUACCUGGCUCUGGUGACAGCUCUGGCCUGUGGCGCUGACUGGGUGUUCAUCCCAGAGAUGCCCCCAGAAGAUGGAUGGGAGGAACAUCUGUGCCGAAGGCUGGCAGAUCAAAGAUGUCGUGGCUCCCGUUUGAAUAUUAUCAUUGUUGCGGAGGGCGCGAUUAACCGCAACGGUAAACCUAUCACAUGUGACCAAAUCAAAGAGCUGGUAUCAAAGAAGCUAGGCUUUGACACCCGCACCACCAUCUUGGGCCACGUCCAGAGAGGAGGAACCCCUUCUGCCUUUGACAGAAUCCUGGCCAGCAGGAUGGGUGUGGAAGCAGUGAUGGCUCUACUGGAGGCCACACCAGAAACUCCUGCAUGUGUCGUCAGCUUGUCUGGAAACAUGGCUGUUAGGCUGCCUCUCAUGGAGUGUGUGCAAGUGACUAAAGACGUCACCACAGCCAUGGCUGAAGGGAGGUUUGAAGAUGCGGUGAAACUGAGGGGAAAGAGCUUUGAGAACAACUGGAACACUUACCAAAUGCUGGCUCACGUGCACCCCCCGGACACAAAGAGUAACAUCAACAUUGCCGUAUUGAAUGUGGGAGCUCCGUGUGCUGGAAUGAAUGCUGCGGUUCGUUCAGCUGUCAGGGUCGGGCUCCUCCAGGGCCACCAGAUGUUGGCAGUGCACGAAGGCUUUGACGGCUUGGCUCAUGGAAUGAUUGAGCCUAUUGGUUGGUCUGGAGUGGCAGGAUGGACUGGAAAAGGGGGCUCCAUGCUGGGCACAAAGAGAUCUCUGCCACAUGAGUUCAUGGAGGAGAUCAGUCUGAGCAUCACUAAGUUCAACAUUCACGCUGUAAUCAUCAUUGGAGGCUUUGAGGCAUUUGUUGGGGGUCUGGAGAUGGUGCAGGCUAGAGAGAAAUAUGAGGAACUUUGUAUUCCCCUUGUUGUUAUUCCUGCUACCGUCUCCAACAAUGUUCCUGGAUCUGACUUCAGUAUUGGUGCAGAUACUGCACUCAACACUAUAACCAUGACAUGUGACCGGAUUAAACAAUCUGCUGCUGGCACCAAGAGAAGAGUGUUCCUUGUUGAGACUAUGGGAGGAUACUGCGGCUACCUGGCAACCAUGGCUGGCCUGGCAUCUGGAGCUGAUGCUGCUUACAUUUACGAGGAGCCCUUCAACAUUCAUGACCUAGAGGUGAAUGUGGAACAUCUGGUGAAGAAGAUGAAGACCACAGUGAAGAGAGGACUGAUUCUGAGAAAUGAGAAAUGCAAUACCAACUACACCACAGACUUUAUCUUCAACCUUUACUCAGAGGAGGGCAAGGGUGUGUUUGACUGCAGGAAGAAUGUACUUGGACAUAUGCAGCAGGGUGGAACACCGAGUCCCUUUGACAGGAAUUUUGGCACCAAGAUGGGUAUCAAGUCUGUGUUAUGGUUGACUGACAAGCUGAAGGAAUGCUACAGACAUGGUCGUAUCUUUGCCAACUCUCCAGACUCUGCUUGUGUGCUUGGUAUGAGGAAGAGGUGUUUGGUCUUCCAACCUCUGGCAGAACUUAAAGACGACACUGACUUGGAACACCGUAUUCCAAAGACACAGUGGUGGCUAAAACUGAGGCCCGUCCUGAAAAUCCUCGCCCAUUACAACAUCAAUCUGGACACCACAGAAAUGGCUGAGCUAGAACAUGUCAUCAAGAAGAAAGGCUUAGUCCAACAUUAGCCACUUCACUGUAUGUGAUUAUUCUUUUCAUCAGGGCCUGAAAUAACCUGAAUGAGUUCUGUUUAAAGCACUUUAUACACUUUGUCUUUGGAAAGUGCGAUAUAAAUAAAGAUGAUAUUUAUAUCACUGAAGCAUACCCAGAAAGUCACACAUUUAACACUCAAAAUGAAUAAACUCAGUGUUUACAUUGCUGUGAGAUAAAACUGGA
Molecule: messenger RNA, 2748 nt
Organism: Larimichthys crocea (large yellow croaker)
Lineage: Eukaryota; Metazoa; Chordata; Actinopteri; Sciaenidae
Gene: pfkmb
Product: phosphofructokinase, muscle b
Exons: 24
Coding region: 21-2540 (839 amino acids)
Biological process (GO): fructose 6-phosphate metabolic process; fructose 1,6-bisphosphate metabolic process; canonical glycolysis
Cellular component (GO): membrane; cytoplasm; 6-phosphofructokinase complex
Molecular function (GO): ATP binding; fructose-6-phosphate binding; monosaccharide binding
Source: RefSeq, a predicted model, not a curated record